Arabidopsis thaliana (thale cress) is the source of this 2374-nucleotide messenger RNA. It is a transcript of the gene CIPK23, whose product is annotated as CBL-interacting protein kinase 23. Bases 844 to 2001 code for a protein of 385 amino acids. Gene Ontology annotation, cellular component: plasma membrane. Gene Ontology annotation, molecular function: protein serine/threonine kinase activity; ATP binding; protein serine kinase activity. The transcript is spliced from 15 exons. Lineage: Eukaryota; Viridiplantae; Streptophyta; Magnoliopsida; Brassicales; Brassicaceae. Gene Ontology annotation, biological process: signal transduction. The record is from RefSeq and is marked reviewed.
UAAUUUAACUUUUAAAUUCCUUCCACCAUCGAAUCACAAUCUCUCUCUCUCUCGCUUGCUGUUACUCGCUUUUUCCCAGAACCGGCUUCGAUUUUUCUAAAGCAGCCGAAAUUUACGAUUCCCAGAAUUUUCCCUACUGACAAAAUUUCACUUCAAAUACAAAUCUCGUCUUCAUGAGUCUUCUUCUUCGUCCAAAUUGAAUUUUCUCCGCACACGAGAGUUGAAUUUUGAUUUUCGGCUGUUUAUAUGGUCUCCGGUCCCUUAGGGUUUUAAUUCUUCUGCAGAUCUCUCACGAUGAGCGUUGCGAAAUCCCAAGUAUGGCAGCCAUGCAAGAAGAAGAGGUCCUCCUCCUGAUUCAAUAGAGAUCUAUCUAUAUAUAUAUAAGAGACCGAGAUAUAUAUAUAGAGAGAGAGAUGGCUUCUCGAACAACGCCUUCACGAUCGACUCCUUCACGAUCAACGCCUUCUGGUAGUUCUUCUGGUGGUAGGACACGAGUUGGUAAGUAUGAGCUUGGACGAACUUUGGGUGAAGGAACUUUCGCUAAGGUCAAAUUCGCUAGAAAUGUUGAGAAUGGUGAUAAUGUCGCUAUUAAGGUUAUUGAUAAAGAGAAAGUUCUGAAAAAUAAGAUGAUCGCUCAGAUCAAGCGUGAGAUUUCGACGAUGAAAUUGAUCAAGCACCCGAAUGUCAUUCGUAUGUUUGAGGUUUGAUUCUGAUACUAUAAAGCUGAAUUCAAAGUUGUGUUGCACGUUUUGGUUGUUGUUGUUGUUCUAUAGAUUUGUGCUAUAAGCUGAGAUUCGUUUGAAGUUAUGGAACAUAUUUGUGGUCCCUGGCUAAUCAUAUGUGAUGGCUAGCAAAACUAAGAUCUACUUCGUUUUGGAAUUCGUCACUGGUGGGGAGCUUUUCGAUAAAAUUUCAAGCAAUGGGAGAUUGAAGGAAGAUGAGGCGAGGAAGUAUUUCCAACAGCUGAUUAAUGCGGUUGAUUAUUGUCAUAGCAGGGGAGUUUAUCAUAGAGACCUUAAGCCAGAAAAUUUGCUUUUGGAUGCUAAUGGUGCUUUGAAAGUGUCUGACUUUGGAUUGAGCGCUCUACCUCAGCAAGUUCGAGAGGAUGGGUUACUUCACACAACCUGUGGAACACCCAAUUAUGUUGCUCCGGAGGUAAUCAACAACAAAGGUUAUGAUGGAGCGAAGGCUGAUUUGUGGUCUUGUGGAGUAAUUCUCUUUGUUUUAAUGGCUGGUUAUUUACCUUUUGAAGAUUCUAACCUGACGUCGUUAUAUAAAAAGAUAUUCAAAGCAGAAUUUACUUGCCCUCCCUGGUUCUCUGCAAGUGCUAAGAAGUUAAUCAAAAGAAUUCUGGAUCCCAAUCCAGCAACGAGGAUUACAUUUGCUGAGGUCAUUGAAAAUGAGUGGUUUAAAAAAGGGUAUAAAGCACCUAAAUUUGAGAAUGCUGAUGUCAGCCUUGAUGAUGUUGAUGCAAUCUUUGAUGACUCAGGGGAGUCUAAGAAUCUUGUUGUGGAGAGGCGAGAAGAAGGACUCAAAACACCAGUAACGAUGAAUGCUUUUGAGCUCAUCUCGACAUCCCAGGGUCUCAAUCUCGGUUCACUUUUCGAAAAACAAAUGGGGCUGGUGAAACGAAAAACUCGAUUUACUUCCAAAUCUUCGGCUAAUGAGAUAGUUACAAAAAUUGAGGCUGCGGCAGCACCUAUGGGGUUUGAUGUCAAGACAAAUAACUACAAGAUGAAGCUGACAGGAGAGAAAUCAGGCCGCAAGGGUCAGUUGGCAGUUGCCACUGAGGUUUUUCAAGUUGCUCCAUCUCUUUACAUGGUUGAAAUGCGAAAAUCAGGGGGUGACACAUUGGAAUUCCACAAGUUUUACAAGAACCUUACCACGGGACUUAAGGACAUUGUUUGGAAAACCAUCGACGAAGAGAAAGAGGAAGGAACCGAUGGUGGUGGUACUAAUGGUGCCAUGGCUAACCGGACAAUUGCAAAACAGUCGACAUAAGCUGUUUACUUUUUUCUAAUAUAGAUUUUGUUCGUUAUAAAUUACUAUAGUAGUACGGAGUGGUUUUGAAGUUAAUACAAAAGGAAGCGUCAAGAAGUGGAGCAGAAGCAGUUUGAAACUAUAUUGGGGAAUGGGGAUUAUUGAUAUUUUAAUCAUGUUUGAUUCCAUGGAAUGUUGUGAAUAGCAUAUGCGUGUUGCGAGGUUCUUGGCUUGAAUCGAUUAACCGGAAAGUAAAAGCUUUACAGAUUUGGUUUUGCAAUUUCUAUAUUGUCGGACGCUGAGAUUCGAUAGAUAUUUCAGUUCAAAUGUACUGAAAACAAACUAACACUUGUGUGUGAACCAAAUCGAAAUUUAUUUUCAUAAUUUUAAAACC